GUAGCUAUUUUUGCUAUGAUAAUCCUGCAGCCCUUCAAUCUCAGGUUCAAAGGGAUAUGAAGGUGAACACCACAAAAUUCAUGCUGCUGUAUGCCUGGUAUUCUUGGCCCAAUGUAGUUUUGUGUUUCUUGGGUGGCUUUCUGAUAGACCGAGUGUUUGGAAUACGAUGGGGCGCAAUUAUUUUUACCUGCUUUGUUUGUGUUGGUCAGGUUAUUUUUGCUCUCGGUGGAAUAUUUAAUGCUUUUUGGCUGAUGGAAUUGGGAAGGUUUGUCUUUGGGAUUGGUGGAGAGUCCUUAGCAGUUGCCCAGAAUACAUAUGCUGUGAGUUGGUUUAAAGGCAAAGAAUUAAACCUGGUGUUUGGACUCCAGCUCAGCAUGGCUCGAAUUGGAAGUACAGUAAACAUGAACCUCAUGGGAUGGCUGUACUCUAAGAUUGAAGCUUCCUUGGGGUCUGCUGGCCCCACAACCCUUGGGGUCACACUGUUGCUUGGGGGUAUGACCUGUAUUCUUUCCCUCUGCUGUGCGUUUGCUCUUGCUUACUUGGAUCAGAGAGCAGAGAGAAUUCUUCAUAAAGAUCAGGGAAAAACAGGUGAAGUUAUUAAAUUAACUGAUAUAAAGGACUUCUCCUUACCCCUCUGGCUGAUAUUUAUCAUCUGUGUCUGCUAUUAUGUUGUGGUGUUCCCUUUUAUUGGACUUGGGAAAGUUUUCUUUAUAGAGAAAUUUGGAUUUUCUUCCCAGACAGCAAGUGCAGUUAACAGUGUUGUGUAUGUCAUAUCCGCUCCCAUGUCCCCGUUAUUUGGGCUCUUGGUGGAUAAAACGGGGAAGAACAUCAUCUGGGUUCUGUGUGCGGUGACCACCACUCUCGUGUCCCACAUGAUGCUGGCCUUCACAGCGUGGAACCCUUGGAUUGCUAUGUGUCUCCUGGGACUCGCCUAUUCAUUGCUUGCCUGUGCGCUGUGGCCAAUGGUGGCGUUUUUAGUUCCCGAACAUCAGCUGGGUACUGCAUAUGGCUUCAUGCAGUCCAUUCAGAAUCUUGGGUUGGCGAUUAUUUCCAUUAUUGCUGGCAUGAUAUUGGAUACUCGGGGAUAUUUGUUUUUAGAAGUUUUCUUCAUUGGCUGUGUUUCUUUGGCACUUUUAUCUGUGGUCUUACUGUACUUGGUGAAUCAUGCCCGGGGUGGGAACCUAAAUUACUCAACAAGACAAAGGGAAGAAAUGAAGCUUUCUCAUACUGAAUGAGAAGUUUAAAGGACUGUGUCAUGAGAACGGGGUGCACACACCACCGAUUUGAAAACCUCCAUAUAUAUAUAUAUAUAUAUAUAUACACACAUAUAUGUAUUUUAAUUUAGAGUUUAGUCAUGAGGAAAAAUAAUGAAUGGGAAGUCAUAUUUAUAUUUCAGAUGCACCUAUUUUAAAGUGUGUGAGAACUGUGUUAGCCUGUGUUUUUUGUAUUGUGUGUUGCUGAGUAAUUCUACAUUAGAAUAAAGAGGUGAAUCAACCGUGACAGUUUAGGAAAUUGCUCUGGAACAUCCAGGUGAAUUUCAGGAAGGACAGUUAAGUAAUAUAAAACAAUAGAUCUUGUAUUGAGAUAACUUUCAAUAAGUACAUUUUGGGGCUGUAGCCUUUUGUCUUACUUGAAAAGCUAGGGCUUGAAGGGCUAUUUCGUAUGGAAUAAACGAGGGCACUGUACUAGUCAUUCCCUCUGUGAUAAGGAAAGUGGUAGGAAUUCUCUUCAUAUUUCCCUCUGGCAGAUUGUGUUCUGCUGCAGUUUAGGAGGGCUACUGAGCCGUUGCCCUUCAGGGUUUCUCUUAGGAGGACCCGAAUCGCCUGAGAUAUAAUUUUAUAGUAUCAACUUUUGUAUAGUUUUUUCUUAUGGACCAGCUAAUAACUGAAAAGUAUUCUUAAAUGUGUGGUAGUUUUUGUAUCUACCUGGGUAAAUAAAAGCAUUGCAAAAUACA
Molecule: messenger RNA, 1954 nt
Organism: Chinchilla lanigera (long-tailed chinchilla)
Lineage: Eukaryota; Metazoa; Chordata; Mammalia; Rodentia; Chinchillidae
Gene: Mfsd1
Product: major facilitator superfamily domain containing 1
Biological process (GO): transmembrane transport
Cellular component (GO): lysosome
Molecular function (GO): transmembrane transporter activity
Source: RefSeq, a predicted model, not a curated record